Homarus americanus (American lobster) is the source of this 528-nucleotide messenger RNA. RefSeq lists its product as uncharacterized. Gene Ontology annotation, biological process: regulation of transcription by RNA polymerase II. The coding region runs from base 64 to 528 and encodes 154 amino acids. Gene Ontology annotation, molecular function: RNA polymerase II transcription regulatory region sequence-specific DNA binding; DNA-binding transcription factor activity, RNA polymerase II-specific. NCBI's taxonomy places the organism in Eukaryota, Metazoa, Arthropoda, Malacostraca, Decapoda, Nephropidae. The record is from RefSeq and is a predicted model, not a curated record. The transcript has 4 exons.
UCGACUCACAACUAUUUCUCACUUCCAGCUUCGCGCCCGACCAACAAUGGCGACAAAUGCCUGAUGGAAGUAUCCUGGAGCUUCGGAAGGAAAAGUCGAGAGACGCCGCCCGGUCCAGGAGAGGGAAAGAAAAUUACGAGUUUUAUGAGUUGGGCGAAGAUGUUGCCGUUGCCUCCAGCCAUCACCUCCCAGUUGGACAAGGCCUCCAUCAUCCGCCUCACUAUCUCCUACCUCAAGUUGCGGGAGUUCACCUUGCACGGAGAUCCUCCUUGGCCCCGCGAUCAUAUCUCCGCCAACAAGUCACUCAAAGGUUUCCACGCCCCUGACAAGCUUUCCACGCCCCCCGAUAAGCUUUCCACGCCCCCUUACAAGCUUUCCACGCCCCCUUAUAAGCUUUCUUUCACCCCCAUUGCUGCUUUCCACCCCCUCACAACACCUCCACACCCAUGCGCGUCACGUCCCCGACAUGCUUUUCUGACGCCCCCCGAUAGCCUUUCCACGCCCCAUAACCUUUCCACGCCCCGAUAA